AUGUACAUCUCAAGCCUCCUCCUCCUCCUAGCAACUCUCGCCGUCGCACGCCCAACAACCACCAAAAAUAACGUCGUUCACCGCGCCCCAAUCCCAGAUGGCAGCUUCAUAACACCAACAACCCCCACCUCAACGCCAAAACCAACACCAAGCCGUCGUCCCCAUGGACACGCAGUCAUCAAGAACAACUGCGACUUCUCAAUCUACCUCUGGUCCGUCGGAACAGCAGUCCAAGCAGAGAAAACCCUCCUCCCAAACGAUGUCUACAGCGAGAUAUUCCGCGAAGAAAAGAGUACCGGCGGAAUAGCCAUCAAGAUCAGUACAGACGUCGACGGACUGUAUACCAGUGCGCCACAGAUGAUCUUUGCCUAUAACCUGUCCAAUGUGGCCCAGGGCAAGGUCUGGUAUGAUCUCAGUGAUGUUUUCGGAGAUCCGUUCGAGGGAUAUCCCGUCAGCCUUACACCUGCUGAGCCGCAGAUCAAUUGGGCCGAUGCAAUUCGCGUCGCGCCCAGCGCAGCAAACCGCGCUCUCAAUCUCCUCCGUACAGUACAAUAUACUCACCCUCCAAACUGUCCCUGUCAUGGCAAUCCCGCCCACCACCACCACCACAAAACCCCCGCCCUGCUCAACCAUGUAAAGCGCCACCUAGCCACGCCGAUCGACCGAUCGCGCGAGAAAGAAUACGCCUUUGAAAUGGCCGCAUCGAGUAUCCGCUUCGGACCUGGCGCAACGAAGGAGGUUGGCAUGGACUUUGCGAAUAUGGGCGCCAAGCGCGUAUGCAUUGUUACCGAUUCGAAUGUUGUCAAGCUUGAUGCUAUGAAGCAGGCUGUGGAGGGGCUGACUAGGGAGGGUAUUGAGUUUACGGUGUUUGACAAGGUCCGCAUUGAGCCGAAGGAUAGUUCUGUGAGGGAGGCUAUUGAUUUCGUCAAGCCUUAUAAGCCUGAUGCUUUCUUGGCUGUUGGUGGUGGAUCUGUCAUUGACACGGCUAAAUUGAUGAACUUGUACAAUGCCUACCCCGAAGCCGACUUCCUCGACUUCGUCAAUGCACCCCUGGGCAAGGGUCUCCCCGUUGACAAGCCGCUUCUCCCACUCGUAGCCGUGCCUACGACUGCAGGAACAGGCUCAGAGACGACCGGCACAGCCAUCUUCGAUCUGGUCUCUAAAAAGGCCAAGACGGGUAUCGCCCACCGCAAUUUGAAGCCCACACUGGGAAUCUGUGACCCCAUCAACACACGCACCAUGCCAUCAGCCGUGCACGCCUCAUCCGGUCUCGACGUGCUCUGCCACUCCCUCGAAUCGUGGACAGCUAUCCCCUACAACGAGCGCACGCCGCGUCCAACAAACCCAAUCAACCGCCCCGCCUACCAAGGCGCAAACCCCAUUUCCGAUAUCUUCUCUCUCCAAGCACUGCGCAGUACAGCCCAAUUCCUUCCACGCGCAGUCCGCGAUCCAGAUUACCAUGAAGCCCAAUCAAACAUGCUGCUCGCUGCCACACUUGCGGGUGUAGGAUUUGGCAACGCAGGAGUCCACCUCUGCCAUGGCCUCUCGUACGGAAUCAGCUCUCAAAACCCCGGCUACAAACACGCCGGAUACGACGUCGACCACCCAAUCAUCCCACACGGUGUCUCCGUCGCCGUAACCGCCCCUGCAGUCUUCCGCUUCACCGCAGCGUCAAAUCCAGACCGUCACCUUGCAGCGGCUGAAGCCUUUGGCGUUGAUAUCUCGAAUGUCAAGCGUGAAAGCGCAGGUGAAGUCCUCGGCAAUGCAAUUGCAGAGUUCCUUGUCAAGCUUGGAGAUCAGCCUCGUGGAUUGAAGGAUCUCGGAUAUAAAGCGUCUGAUGUCGAUGGGCUUGUUGAAGGGACUUUGCCUCAGAAGCGGGUUUUGAUGUUGGCGCCUAAUCUUAGUGAGGAGUUGCAGGCCGAGAAGGGGGAGUUGAGGAAGUUGCUUGAGGAGUCUUUGGAUUAUUAG
Molecule: messenger RNA, 1968 nt
Organism: Penicillium antarcticum
Lineage: Eukaryota; Fungi; Ascomycota; Eurotiomycetes; Eurotiales; Aspergillaceae
Exons: 4
Coding region: 1-1968 (655 amino acids)
Cellular component (GO): mitochondrion
Molecular function (GO): alcohol dehydrogenase (NAD+) activity; metal ion binding
Source: RefSeq, a predicted model, not a curated record